GCUGCUAAAUUUGGUGACCUUCAGCAAAAGGCAAAAGGUCGUCGUUUCGGAACCAAGUUUGCUCCUGCACUCCUACAGCAUUUGUGGUGCUAUUCGUAUCCUGACGGAGACCAAGCUUCACGAAACAAGUGAAAAAUCUCGCUUCUAAGAAAGAUGGCUGGAAAGUACCGUAUCGUGAUGGUUCGCCAUGGUGAAUCGGAAUGGAACCAGAAAAAUCUGUUCUGCGGCUGGUUCGAUGCUAACCUCAGCGACAAGGGCAAGGAAGAAGCCCUGGCCGCCGGAAAGGCUGUGAAGGAGGCAGGCCUCAAGUUCGACAUUGCCCACACGUCCCUGCUAACCCGUGCCCAGGUUACGCUCGAUUCGAUCCUGAAGGAGUCGGGUCAGACGGCCAUUCCGAUCCAGAAGACCUGGCGGCUGAACGAGCGCCACUACGGUGGGCUGACCGGAUUGAACAAAUCCGAAACGGCCGCCAAGUACGGUGAGGAUCAGGUGCUGAUUUGGCGCCGUAGCUUCGAUGUGCCGCCGCCGAACAUGGAACCGGACCACGCGUACUACAAUGCGAUCGUGAAGGACGAACGGUACAAGGACGACCCGAAGCCGAACGAAUUCCCGAUGGCGGAAUCGCUGAAGCUGACCAUCGCCCGUACGCUGCCGUACUGGAACGACGUUAUCAUUCCGCAGCUGAAGGAGGGCAAGAACAUCAUCAUCGCGGCGCACGGUAACAGUCUGCGCGGUAUCGUGAAGCAUCUGGACCAGAUGACGGACGAGGCGAUCAUGGGCCUGAACCUUCCCACCGGUAUUCCGUUCGUGUACGAGCUGGACGAAAACCUGAAGCCGGUCGUGUCGAUGAAGUUCCUGGGCGACGAGGAGACGGUCCGCAAAGCGAUCGAGUCCGUCGCUAACCAGGGCAAGGCAAAGUAAGGGGGCGUACCGAGGAUGCCGUGUUCGAAUAUGCUCCGUUUGUGUUUCUUUUCGUUUUGUGAUGCGUCCAUCGUUAAACUCGUUUGUUGAAGAAGACCCGCAGUCAGCAGUCAGUCCGUCGUCUGCCAAGUCAGUAAUUUAUUUGUAGCGUAGUCGUGCUGUAUAGAGUGUUUGCACCACUCUAGUGUACGUGCAUCUACGGCGUGUGUUCGGCACGUACCACGUACCGAGACCAGAUUCCACGAAUCGUAAUCUUAAUAAUAAUGUAUUGUUGAGGAUAAACCACGGAAUAAAAAAUAAACUUCAUUUGUUGACUGUCUGUAAAG
Anopheles stephensi (Asian malaria mosquito) is the source of this 1247-nucleotide messenger RNA. RefSeq names its product phosphoglycerate mutase 2-like. The record is from RefSeq and is a predicted model, not a curated record. Gene Ontology annotation, molecular function: intramolecular phosphotransferase activity. Bases 154 to 921 code for a protein of 255 amino acids. The transcript has 2 exons. Gene Ontology annotation, biological process: glycolytic process. NCBI's taxonomy places the organism in Eukaryota, Metazoa, Arthropoda, Insecta, Diptera, Culicidae.